AGUUUAAAUAAGGUUUAACGGCAGCGGCUGGUUGGGCUGUGAGCGCCGGUGUAGGUUGACAGGAAGGGGCGGCAUGAAGGAGGAGCCGCUGCUGCGGUAAAAGUGUUCACAGUGCGGCUGAUUCUCCUCGCUUUCCCCCUCUCUCCCUCUAAACCAAACCAGACCUCGCAGACUUUCCCCAGGACGGUCCAAUUCUCUUCGGCCCAACAUGUACCGGUAUUUGGGGGAGCUACUUACCCGAGGAGCGGGCAGCGUCCUGGCCUCGGGAGCCCCUGCCACUGCCGCUGACUCGGCUCUGCCAGCGUCCGCCUCCCUGCUGCGCUACCGCGGCUACAGCCAGGCCGUGGACCAGGAGGACGACGACCCAAACUUUUUCAACAUGGUGGAGGGUUUCUUCGACCGGGGCGCCGCUAUCGUGGAAGACAAGCUGGUGGAGGGCUUAAAAACCCGGGAGAGCCCCGAGCAGAAGAGAAAGCGAGUCCGUGGGAUCCUGAGGAUCAUCAAACCGUGUAACCACGUCCUGAGCCUCAACUUCCCCAUCAAGAGAGACAGCGGGGAGUGGGAGAUGAUCGAGGCUUACCGAGCCCAGCACAGCCAGCACAGGACGCCCUGCAAGGGAGGAAUCCGUUACAGCAUGGACGUGUGCAUGGAUGAGGUGAAAGCUCUGGCGUCCCUGAUGACGUACAAAUGUGCCGUGGUUGAUGUGCCGUUUGGCGGAGCCAAAGCUGGAGUCAGGAUUAACCCGAGGAAGUACUCGGACAUUGAGCUGGAGAAGAUCACCAGGAGGUUGACCAUCGAGCUUGCCAAGAAAGGCUUCAUUGGGCCGGGUAUCGAUGUUCCUGCUCCUGACAUGAGUACUGGAGAGAGGGAGAUGUCCUGGAUCGCUGACACCUUCGCCACCACCAUGGGACACUACGACAUCAAUGCUCACGCCUGUGUCACCGGGAAGCCCAUCAGUCAGGGAGGAAUCCACGGUCGUAUCUCCGCCACGGGUCGGGGAGUUUUCCACGGCAUUGAGAACUUCAUCAACGAGGCCGCCUACAUGAGCCAGCUGGGGAUGUGUCCUGGCUUCCAGGACAAGACCUUCGUCAUCCAGGGUUUCGGUAAUGUGGGUCUCCACUCGAUGCGUUACCUUCAUCGCUUCGGGGCUCGGUGUGUUGGGGUUGGAGAGAUGGACGGUAACAUCUGGAACUCCCAAGGCAUCGACCCCAAAGAGCUGGAGGAGUACAAACUGACUCAUGGGACCAUUGUGGGUUUCCCCAAUGCAACGCCAUAUGAAGGAAACAUCCUGGAAGCUGAAUGUGACAUCCUGAUCCCCGCCGCCAGUGAGAAACAGCUGACCAAGAGCAACGCACACAAGAUCAAGGCCAAGAUCAUCGCAGAGGGAGCCAACGGGCCAACCACACCUGAAGCAGACACUAUCUUCCUGCAGAGGAACAUCAUGGUGAUCCCGGACCUGUACCUAAACGCUGGCGGUGUGACGGUGUCGUACUUUGAGUGGUUGAAGAAUCUGAAUCACGUCAGUUAUGGUCGCCUCACCUUCAAAUAUGAGAGAGACUCAAACUACCACCUGCUCAUGUCAGUUCAGGAGAGUUUAGAGAGGAAGUUUGGGAAACAUGGCGGCGCCAUCCCCAUCGUCCCCACUUCUGAGUUCCAGGCCAGGAUCUCUGGAGCGUCAGAGAAAGACAUUGUCCACUCGGGUCUGGCCUUCACCAUGGAGCGCUCAGCCAGGCAAAUCAUGCGAACGGCCAACAAGUACAACCUGGGUCUGGACCUGCGGACAGCUGCCUACGUCAACGCCAUCGAGAAGGUGUUCCAGGUUUACAACGAGGCCGGCCUCACCUUCACAUAAAGUCACCACCAUUCUCCAGCGACCUCUGACCUUUCUGUUACUCAUCUGUUACCCAUGUCUUACCUGUCUGUUACCUUUCUGUUACCUCUUACCUAUCUGUUGCCCGUAUUUCUUGUGUUUCUCCGAUGACCUCUGCAGGAUUUCCGUCAGCCUUCACAUGGCGGCGUUUACGCUUUAUUGCACAGUAGCGGUGUGAAUGGAUGUCUUUGAUUGGUUGUGUUCAUUCCUUCUCUGGAACCAUCUGUUUACGUUUCUCGUCUUCCUCUGUAGACGGGACUUUACUCUAAACACUAAACGUCUUAACGUUACAGUGGCUGCAGCUCCUGUGAAUCACCGCUCUGCUGCUUUAGACCAAAUAUAUCGAAUCACAAGAUCAGCCUUAACAGCACCACAUGUGGCCAAAAGUAUAUGGACAGCUUCACUACAGCCUUGUGUCAUGAUCGAUAGUUUUGAAAAUGUGGAGGCAAAAGAGGAAAGACAGACAUGAAGCCCUUCACCAUUUAGCCAGAAGGAAUUAUAGAGAACCUGAUAUUCUGAAUGAUCAGAGAACUUCAAGACAGACCCAAAAUCUAGAUCCUCAAUUAGCCAACAGUCCUUCAUCAGAUCUGAGAAGAUCAGAUAUACCAACAAUCUUUACCUCAGGUUGACUGUUUUAGUGGGCAUCUUUUAGAAAAGAGGGUGGAACAGGCAAGGACCACUCAGUCCUCUUUAGAAGUAAAGGAUGGAAUGUUCUUUAAGCUUUGAUGAUAUCUUUAAAGGCAAGGAUGGGAUAUUCUUAAAGCUUUGAUGACAUUACCUUUAAAGGCAAAGAUGGAAUGUUUCAUUAGCUUUGAUAACAUCAUCUCUGAAGGCAAGGAUGGAGCAAUUCAUUCGCCUUGAUGAAAUCAUCUUUAAAGGCAAGGAUGGAAUGUUUUACUAGCUUUCACAUUACCUUUAAAUGCAAGGAUGGAUGGUUUUAUUAGCUUUGCUGUCAUCAUUUCUAAAGGCAAGGAUGGAGCAAUUAAUUAGCCUUGUUGUAACAUCUUUAAAGGCAAAGAUGGGAUGUUCUGUAAGCUUUAAUGACCUCUUAAAAGAAGAACGUGAAUGUGCUUUAAAGAUUGUUGUAUAUCAGAGUUCUAAUAAUGAUACUGAGAUGAA
Messenger RNA from Cheilinus undulatus (humphead wrasse), 2989 nucleotides. Its product is annotated as glutamate dehydrogenase, mitochondrial-like. Bases 209 to 1852 code for a protein of 547 amino acids. Lineage: Eukaryota; Metazoa; Chordata; Actinopteri; Labriformes; Labridae. The transcript has 13 exons. The record is from RefSeq and is a predicted model, not a curated record. Gene Ontology annotation, biological process: L-glutamate catabolic process. Gene Ontology annotation, cellular component: mitochondrion. Gene Ontology annotation, molecular function: L-glutamate dehydrogenase (NAD+) activity.